Alligator sinensis (Chinese alligator) is the source of this 2739-nucleotide messenger RNA. Its product is annotated as H-2 class I histocompatibility antigen, Q9 alpha chain-like. Gene Ontology annotation, biological process: immune response. The transcript has 6 exons. Gene Ontology annotation, cellular component: external side of plasma membrane. The record is from RefSeq and is a predicted model, not a curated record. Bases 422 to 1495 code for a protein of 357 amino acids. NCBI's taxonomy places the organism in Eukaryota, Metazoa, Chordata, Crocodylia, Alligatoridae.
UUCCUUUUUAAGGAACAUUGUUCGCGUUGCAAGCCAAGCCGGUGCCAGACCUGCGAGCCAUUCAGGAACCGGACGUGGCCCUGCUACCGGCAAGUGUCCUCCGCCCACACCCGGCGCUUCAGCUGCUUCCAAAUCCUUCGGCGGGCAUCCUUCGUGCAGGCCCCAGCCCGCAGGCGUGGGGCUCGGCUGCCCCCAAGCUUAGCUCACCCCCAGCCGUAUCGCUGCAGGAGUCUCCCGUUUCCAUAAAGCCGAUCUUCCCAUGGGAAACGAGUGUGGGGGAUUAGCUGCGUGACCUCGGCAGGCACUGCCCCGUGCCAGGAAAGCAGUUCCCCCCAGCAGCCUUGGUGGUCAUGGUGUUUCCUCUGCCAAUACUUGAAAGAGGCUGAAUAGUUGAGGGGUGGUCAGAGCAGACACAUCAGAGAUGGUUCCUACUUGGCCGGUCGCUGAGGAAGAAACUGAAGUAGCCACAACCUGGGAGGAGCUGGAAGCUGCAGGAGACGCGGAGCAGGCAGCACAUGGUUCAGACCCCUUCCCAGGUGGUUGGUGUUUGCCCAGAGGGAAGAAGAUGACAACCUUCUCAGGAUCUUUCCUGUUACCUGCUGAAGCACAGCCAGUGUCAUUAAGUCCAGGAUCAAACACUUGUAAAGGACCUCCCAAUCAGGAUUACAACACCAACCAAGAGGCACAUGAAUCCCAAGCCCUGGGCCCGGCUCACACAGCCCCAUCUCCCUCCGCACCACAGAGUGACCCUGCAGCACCCUGCAGCCCAUUGCACCCAUCGCUGUGCGGGAGCACCUGCAAUUCCUGUGCACAAAGGCCAGAAGCGCCGCAUGAAGCUUCUGCAAAAGUGGCUCCAGGAUCCCGACUGCUGCUCCUGCUGCUGCUGCUUGUGGGCAUUGCGGCUGUCCCAGGAAUCGGUGCCGGCUCCCAGUCUUACUGGUAUUUCUAUAUGGGGGUGUCAGAUCCUGGCCCGGACAUGCUUGACUUCACUGCCGUGGGUUACAUGGGCGACCAGCAAAUUCUCCAUUACAACAGUGAGACACAGAGACAGGAGCCACGUGGUAACUGGGUGCAGGGGGCCGUCGGCUUGGACUCCUGGAACAGGGAAACCAGGACAUUGCAGGGCCGGCAGGAGGUAUUUAAAUGGAACCUGCUCGCCCUGCAGCAUCACUACAAGCAGACCAGUGGGUCUCACACUCUCCAGUUCAUGUACGGCUGUCAACUUGGAGAAGAUGGCUGCACAAGAAGAUACAUGCAGUUUGGUUACGACGGGGGAGACUUCAUCAGCUAUGACCUGGGAAUGCGAACCUCAGUAGCAGAAACAACGCAGGCCCAGGUCACCCAGCGCAAGUGGAAUGAGGAUAAGUACAGACUUCAGUACCUUAGAGCCUACCUGGAGGGGACCUGUAUCGAGUGGCUGCGGCAGUACCUCCAGCACAGGGAGGCAAUACUGCAGAGCAGUGAGUCCCGGUGUCACCGCCCAGGGCAGCACUGACCAGGGCAAACCCUCCCCUGGGUAACACCUGCCCUGUCCCCUGUGUCUGGGGUGGCGAGCAUUGUGUCUUGGUCUAGGGUGCGCUUCUAUGCUGAGCCACCUGCGUCACUGUGCCCAGCCCAAAACCAAGUCUCAAGUGCCUCCCUUGGGGUGCCUCCACCUGGCUGACCCCCUUCCUGGAGCACACCUGAAAGCCUGGGGUACCACUGCCACCACCCAGACUCAGAUCCUUGUCUGGGCCCUGUGCCUCCCGGGAUACACGGAUCCUGUAGACCAAGGGGUUGCUUAGCCCUAGCAGGAUAUUCCUACAACCUGAAACAGAGAAAGUAGCCUUCCAUAGUCAGCCGAGUAAACGGAGCAAGAAGGCCUGCCCAAUCCCUCUUGUGCAUGUACACAGGUUGGCUGUAACAUAGUUUUAAUAGCUAGAGAAGGUAGACAUGGGGAGAGGUACAAGUCAGAAGUAGCAAAGGAAUGACCCUGAGCAAAGAGAAGUGGCUCAGCAAAGCCUCUUGAUAUGCUUCUAGAGCAUUGUUGCUGGCUAAAUUUCAAGUAAGUUACAGACAUGUUCAUCUGGAGACGGAAAGAGCUCCAGAGGCUGUGUGCUUCCUUUAUGUUCCCAAAUCCGUUUGCCACUUCCUCAUAGAGGGGCUAUUUUAUACAUCAGUUGUGACCUCAUCACUUAGUUCCCAUCAGAAGCAGACCCAUUGGCUGCUGACCCGUGUUUCCAAAUGACAUCAGACUGAUCAGGUGAGAGGACUAGCUACAUGACCAACAAGGGCAGGAACCUGAGACAAAAGGAGCAGGUUCCCCAUCCCUUUGGAAUUGUUACAGCCCAGCUUGUCAUACAGGCACCAUGGUAACACAGGAAGGGGGGUGGGCUGCUCCCUUAAGGCAUUGAGGCAAACGGGGUGAUUUCUCCACAAGUAAGACCCACCCCCAGCCCCUGUGCCCGGGGUGGCGAGCGCUGCAUCUCGGUCCUGCCGCUGGACAAGACCCCAGCGCUGCUGCGGGACCCGGUGCCCCUGUCCCUGCCCUGCUUAGGCCUCCCCACUGGGCAGAGCCCACGGGGUGUCCGUGCCCCGGCCACGUGUCUGAGAACCAGAGAUCGGCUGUACGGGGCCCCGUUCCUGCAGCCCCGAGCCCAGCGCAGCCGUGUCCCCGUCCCCCGUGCUCCCGCCCCGACGCUGUCGGCUCCUGCCGGAAAUGGGCGCUGGAGCCGGUUUGUGUGGCCCGGUGCAGGGCCA